Molecule: messenger RNA, 1473 nt
Organism: Caenorhabditis briggsae
Lineage: Eukaryota; Metazoa; Nematoda; Chromadorea; Rhabditida; Rhabditidae
Exons: 7
Coding region: 1-1473 (490 amino acids)
Cellular component (GO): mediator complex
Source: RefSeq, a predicted model, not a curated record
AUGUCAUCGUCUUCGGACCAUUUUCCGGGUGCACCCUUCAAUACGGAUCCGAUUACAACAAUGGCAGCAUCAAUGGCAGAUGUGGUCACGUCGCCUAGCGGGGCUUCGACCGCACCACCACCGCUGAAUCUUCCAUUGAUUCAAGAUGACGUGUUGCCGGUACAGAUUCCAAAUCGGGAGCCAGCAGCGGAAGCAGAUCCCCAGCCUCCAGCGUCUCAAGAACAACAGGCAGCAUCAGUAGCGUCGAAUGCGCCAGCGACAGAUGCACCAGAAGAAGGAGACGCUGAUGCAUCAACAUCCGGAUCGACGAGUACCACUACAACAACAACAACUACAACGACAUCUUCAACAUCAUCUACAACCACUACUACCACCACAACCACAACUACCACAGCAACUGGGAGAGUCACACCAGUCGUAUCUCAUGAAGCCAUGUUCCAUGAAGCUAUAAAAAGAUGCAAUAACUGUCUAUUUCUCAUCAGAAAACUUCGAAACAAACAAGAUAACAUCUCGGACAUCUUACUGGGAAGUCAAAUUGAUCGAGAUUAUUUUGAGAGUGCUCACAGCGACUAUAAGGAUAUGUCGACCUUGAUGUCAGAAGUCAUGGGAAUUUAUGAGAAACUGGAGAAAAUCACAAAAAUGCUCCCAGAGGUUACUCCACCAACUGACAGUAUUUCUUUGAUGCGCACACUAUACAUGCAGGAGCAUACCAUGGGCCAUACGGAUAUCAAUUCAUUGCUUGAUCAGAUGAUUGAUUCAGGAAACUGGAACGAAGGACAGUUUCAAAUAUUCUUCUUCCUCUCGGAACUUCUACGCGUCGCGACACCAAAAAUCAUCAAAGCCGUUACAACACCAAGAUCCGCGGAUACUCCUCCUCUACCAGUUCCAGUGCUCCACAUAGCAGCCUCCAAGAAUCAUGAAAAUUUUUCGAAGGCCUUUGUUGAUUUGAAGGAAGAUAUUAUCAACAAAUCGCUUGGAAUUUAUCCAAAGAUGCUGUAUAAGACGGCGACUAGUUCAGUUGUGGAGUUCCAAUUCGGAUGUGCAGGAUCAAAUGGUUCCGACGAGAAUGAGAUUGUUCACAGAAUGAAAUUCCUUCUUGUUGAGCGAAACGGAUCUAUCUCCCACAUCAAUGUGAUUGCUCCAACCGAGGAAUGGAAAUAUUUGAAUAACUUCGGCACCCCAGUAAUCAAUCCAUUUGCUCCAUCGUGCUUCGAAGUCCACCGUCGGCUCACCAAACAGGCUAAUUACCAUCUCCUCAACCACGUUGUUAGCCAUGCUGGCCGCUGGACAUCGCCUUCUCUUCUCCUUUUCGUCUCUACUUUCGGGAAGUUGGGAGAAGUCUUCACCGCCAGAUGCAGAAUUUGCAAAAGACACCUCAAAAACUUUCUUCCACCACUCAUCUUCGACAUCCGCUCUCCCGGAAACGCUACACAUGAGGCGUGCAAAGAAAAGAACCCUGUUCAACUUAUUUAA